Messenger RNA from Sus scrofa (pig), 3688 nucleotides. It is a transcript of the gene SFXN2, whose product is annotated as sideroflexin 2. Gene Ontology annotation, molecular function: monoatomic ion transmembrane transporter activity. Gene Ontology annotation, cellular component: mitochondrial inner membrane. NCBI's taxonomy places the organism in Eukaryota, Metazoa, Chordata, Mammalia, Artiodactyla, Suidae. Gene Ontology annotation, biological process: monoatomic ion transport; serine import into mitochondrion. The record is from RefSeq and is a predicted model, not a curated record.
AACCGUGAAAACUCGCCCACUCAGCUGGCGGGGGCCACCUAGCCUAUGAUUGGUCCAGGAGAGGGGAGGGGGCGUGGCGAGGGGCGGUUCCCGGGUGGAAGCCAAAAGUGCAUCCAGGCCAGGCUGCGAACGCGGGCUGCAUCUGGUAGCAGUUGUCUCAGCACAUUCCUUCUGGGACCAGUGCUGCACAUGCAACAAAUGGAAGUUCCAGGGCUGGGGUCAAAUCGGAGCUAUAGCUGCCGGCCCACGCCACAACCACAGCAAUACCAGAUCCAAGCUGCAUCUGCAACCUACUCCACAGCUCAUGCCAACACCGGAUCCUUAACCUACUGAGUGAGGCCAGGGAUAGAACCUGCAACCUCAUGGUUUAUAGUCAGAUUCAUUUCUGCUGUGCAACAAUGGGAACUCCACCAUGUGCGGUUCUUAACCCACUGAGCUACAAUGGGAACUCCUGUGUUAGCUUUUCAAGUCAUGGAUUCCAAAACCCAAUUAUAGGCAAGAGUUCUGAAGUCAAUCAGUCUGAAUUAAAAUCCUGGCUCUGCCACUGGCUAAUACUUAUGUGACUUGAUACGGUUCCUUAUCUGUGCUUUGGUUUCCUCAUCCAUAGAAUGGGCUUAAAUUUAAGAGUAUCUUGGAGUUACCUGGUGGCCUAGUGGUUGAGGAUUUGGCAUUGUUACUUCUGCGGCUUGGGUUCAAUCCCUGGCCUGCUCAGCAUGAAGCAGAGAGUCCAGUGCAGGGUGGGAGCUCAGUGACCAUUGCCUGUUAUCAUCAUCAUCAGGUCCCCACAUGCACUGUGCUUUAAAGGCUGGCUCUUCUUUUUGCCUGGGGUACCUCUCCUCCGUCUAUCUAAUAGCUGGGCCAUACGCCAUAGCUGUGGCAACACAGGAUCCUUAACCCACUAUGCCACAGCAGGAACUCCUGUCUACUAACUUUUACACGUCCUUCAAGAUAUUGUGUAUUUCAGGAGUUCCUGCUGUGGUGCAGUGGGAUCGGCGUUGUCUCUGCCGUGGCUAGGGCUGCUGCUGGGUCCCAGGUUCUAUCCUGAGCCCCAAACAGUGGGUUACGUACGGAUCUGGCCUUGAGGCAGCUGCAACUGUGACUCAGAUUCGGUCCCUGGCCCAGGAAUCUCCAUAUGUUGCGGGGUGGCCAAAAAAGAAAAGAAUAAUUGUUUAUGUCCUAUUCUCACAAAGUGUGUUCAGAAUCCCUUAUCCAUUUUAGAUGAGAUGACCUUGUAAUUUAUUGUCCAAACUGGGACGGACACUCUUGAAGGUGAGAGGGGAUGCUAUUAAAAAUUACCCCAGGACAAGAGGCGCCGGCAAACCAAGAGACAUGGUCAUCUCAGGUUUGGGUCCCUCUUCUCUGGCUUUCUGCUGCUCCCCCGCCCCCCCCACCUGUCAGCACCAUUGUCACACUGCUGUCCUCGUUGAUUGACUUGUUUGUCCCCCUCCUGUUCUGUAAUGCCUUGAGGGCAGACAUGGCACCUCGUCUCACUCACAACCGUGGCCAGGACUUCUCACAGGGCCAGCAUGCAACACACACACACACACACACACACACACACACACACACCCCUCACACUCUCUGAAAUGAAGGUGAUCUGGCCGUGUUUGUUUCCAUCUUUAUCUGUGCUUGUUUCUGCCUUCAGUGUGGUCUCGCUCCUCCUCCUCCUUCAGAUAGAUCUGUCUUCUGGGGCUUCACUCACAUUCCACCUCUUUUGGGAAGCCCCCCCACCCCAAUUACUGUUUCCCCCCAUCCCUGCUUCCUCUCCUCCCCAUGCUUAUGGUGCUGUAUGUAUUACCUACGUUCCACAGCUGGGCUCUCCUUCCCUAGUCAGACUCAACUCCCCAGGACGGGCAUGGUGUCCCCUUUCUCCUGUCUCCCCCACAGCAUGAUCAGGCACCAGACGGGCCACCAGCGGGCAUGCAGGAAACCCAUGUUGGUGCCCAGUUGCUCAGACUGGUGACCAUUCGGUGGGCCCUUUCCAAGCCGAGGCAGAUGAUGCUCGUGGCUGGUGAAAGCCAUCAGUCCGCAACAGCGGGAGGUGCCCAGGGCCUCAAAGGCAAGCUUUGAUCUGGGGACAGCCCUCAUUUGUCCUCUGUUCUGAAGUCCAGCCUUUUAUGUGAGAGCAGAUGGAGGCUGACCUGUCCGGCUUUAACAUCGAUGCCCCCCGUUGGGACCAGAGCACUUUCCUGGGGCGGGUCAAGCACUUCUUCAAUAUCACAGACCCCCGCACCAUCCUGGUGCCCGAGCGGGAGCUGGACUGGGCCAAAGCGAUGGUGGAGAAGGGCAGGGUCGGGGCUGUCCCCCCAGGUACCCCAGUGGAGCAGCUGCUCUAUGCCAAGAAGCUCUACGACUCAGCCUUCCACCCUGACACCGGGGAGAAGAUGAACGUCAUCGGGCGGAUGUCCUUCCAGGUCCCUGGCGGAAUGAUCAUCACGGGCUUCAUGCUCCAGUUCUACAGGACGAUGCCGGCAGUGAUCUUCUGGCAGUGGGUGAACCAGUCCUUCAAUGCCUUAGUCAACUACACCAAUAGGAAUGCAGCUUCCCCCACGUCGCUCAGGCAGAUGGCAGUUUCCUACAUCACAGCCACAACCACGGCGGUGGCCACCGCUGUGAGCAUGAACAUGAUGACAAAGAGAGCUCCACCCCUGGUGGGUCGCUGGGUGCCCUUUGCCGCUGUGGCUGCUGCCAAUUGUGUCAACAUCCCAAUGAUGCGACAGCAGGAGCUCAUCCAGGGCAUCUGCGUGAAGGACAGGAACCACAAUGAGAUGGGUCAUUCCCGGAGAGCUGCGGCCAUAGGCAUCACCCAGGUGGUAAUUUCUCGGAUCGCCAUGGCAGCCCCCGGCAUGAUCCUGCUGCCGGUGGUCAUGGAAAGGCUGGAGAAACUGCGCUUCAUGAAGAGAAUCCGGGUCCUGCACGCCCCGUUGCAGGUUCUGCUGUCCGGGUGCUUCCUCAUCUUCAUGGUGCCGGUGGCGUGUGGGCUCUUCCCGCAGAAAUGCGAAUUGCCAGUUUCCUAUUUGGAACCGGAGCUCCGAGACAGCAUCAAGGCCAAGUGUGAAGAACCUGUGCCUUAUGUCUACUUCAAUAAGGGUCUCUAAGUGCUCUAUCCCAGCAAGGACCAGUCCACACCCCUAUCCACCAGCUCCUCCUUAGCCUCCCUGGAUACCUGUUCCCUCCUUCCUUUUUGCCGAUGGGGCCUUGAAGGCCAGGGUGGAUUUGGGGGGUAAGGGUGGGGGCGGGAGGAUGCCUCAUGCUUCUUCCAGGCACCUGGGCUUAUUGGACUCUAGGGGAUAAACAUGAACAGGGGAGAAAGGCCAGGUCUUCUGUCUGCUCUCACCCAGUCCCCAGCCCCUGGAGACCAGGAGCUGAGACCCCCUUAGGAAGAAGUUGCUGGGACCCUGGGGAAGACACUUGAGCAAACUAUUUGGAAAAAUUAGGAAACCUUUGGGAUUCUGGUCCCAGCCGGGGUUGAGCAAGAAGCCCUCUUCUUUUUCUCACCUGCUCUCAGGCGAGGGAACCUUUCACCCUUGCAGUUCCAGCUCCCUCAGGAAAUGGGAGGGAAGAAGCCGGGUCGCCUUGGGCCCCUCUCUGCUCUUUCCCUUUCUCCUGCCCAGUGCCCCCCGUCAGAAAGCUUCUCUGGGAGUCUUGCUAAACUUGAGUUUAUCAGGCACCCAGGAAUUUUUAGUGG